Mizuhopecten yessoensis (Yesso scallop) is the source of this 981-nucleotide messenger RNA. RefSeq lists its product as uncharacterized. The record is from RefSeq and is a predicted model, not a curated record. The transcript is spliced from 5 exons. The coding region runs from base 41 to 742 and encodes 233 amino acids. Lineage: Eukaryota; Metazoa; Mollusca; Bivalvia; Pectinida; Pectinidae.
CUUAACAUUGAAGAGAUACUGUGAGACACUAAGUAACACUAUGGCGGAUGCGAAACUGAUCUUAUUAUCGUUGUGGUUUUUUUUGGGAACAUGUUCUACCUCUGAUAAACUACGAUGCAGGUUUCCAGCUCAAUGGCAAAGCAAUGUUUACUUUGAUUUCGGACUGAUGUUCACAGUUCCUACACAGGCUCGUGCAUCAGGCAUUUACUAUUAUGACUAUACCAACAACCAGACGAGGCUGGACCUGAAGGGAAUAGAUCUGGCGUACAACACAUCUUAUGAUUACACUUUCCUAUGGAAGUUUAACGAAUCCGCAUUCUACACCAUUGACUAUAUAAACAAGAGCUGUGACAGGGAGGUACAACAGAGCGACUUCUGGCGGCAGUGGGAGGGUGUGCCUGGGGAGGCGUCGCCAACUUAUUUUGGAGGCAUAGGGGGGAACCAGGAACGCUUCGGACAGUACCAGUUCCUAAAAUUGGUCAAGCAUUCUGACAAUGAAACUCUAGCAGUGGCCAUAGAUGUUAAAGUCGGUGAUGUAUGUCCGCCUAGCCGGCUAGUCCUGGAAGAAUACGGAUUCGAUCCUUUAGGGGUGUUUGCGUAUAACUAUGAGUUUCUAGAUCCUUCAGAUAUUCAAAAUCCGAAAGUAUUCAACAAUCCAACCAACUGUAAAAACAUCACAACAGCGCAAAAUGUCCAUCGGAACCGUCUAGUUCACAGACAUGUUGGCCUGUUCGUGGGAUAGCCAAUAAAGAGUGGAUUUCUGUAUCCCCAAAUUGAAAAAUUGAAAAAGAACGUGAAUAUGUCCAAAGUACUAUGUGAACAAGAUUGUUUUGCAAUUUGUUUCUGUACGCGAUUGUAGAAUAUCUGGACGUGACGCAAAUGUCUAUAAUACAGUGUAAUGGUUAAUAUCUAAGAUAAAAAGACUGUAAGAAAUAUUGUUUUGUUAAAUUAAAAACAUAACUGCAAUAUGAAUAUAAAUGU